UAUGGCCACCAACACAAUUAAUGUAACAGCUGCAUUGCCAAAGCCUAUGAAGGCAACGUCAAAUGGAGCGUUUCAGCAUGAGAAUCCAUUAGAUUAUGCGCUUCCUUUGUUGAUCCUUCAGAUAUGUUUGGUCGUCGCUUUUACAAGGACCCUUGCAUUCCUUCACAAACCCCUCAGGCAACCCAGAGUCAUUGCUGAGAUCAUUGGAGGAAUACUGCUUGGACCAUCUGCUUUGGGAAGAAGCGAGAGAUUUCUUCACACGGUGUUCCCACCCAAGAGCAUGACUGUCCUGGACACGGUCGCCAACAUCGGUCUCCUUUUCUUCUUGUUUUUGGUGGGUUUAGAGCUUGACAUUCGAUCCAUUCGUCGCACUGGAAAGAAGUCCUUGGCAAUAGCCGGCGCUGGCAUCACCCUUCCUUUCCUUUUAGGAAUCGGCACCUCAUUUGUUCUUCGUUCCACCAUAUCCAAAGGAAGCGCUCACGCCCCUUUCCUUGUCUUCAUGGGCGUCUCUCUCUCCAUCACCGCUUUCCCAGUCCUGGCCCGUUUUUUGGCGGAACUCAAGCUUCGGGUUCUUAUAGAGAAGAUAGAGGAUCUUGUGGCGGGGCUCUUUCUGCCACUCUAUUUCGCAUCCAGCGGGCUCAAGACCAACGUUGCAACCAUAAGUGGAGCACAAUCUUGGGGCUUGCUUGUGCUCGUAAUUGCCACGGCUUGUUUCGGUAAGAUAAUUGGGACAUUGAUUGUGUCAAGGAUGUUUUUUAAGGUGCCCUUUAGAGAAGCUGCGGCUCUUGGAUUCCUAAUGAACACCAAAGGCUUGGUGGAGCUCAUUGUCCUCAAUAUCGGCAAGGAUCGCAAGGUGCUCAAUGAUCAGACUUUUGCCGUUUUAGUUUUAAUGGCGCUGUUCACCACCUUCAUCACUACGCCAAUCGUGAUGGCCGUGUAUAAGCCUGCUAGAAAGGGAGCGCCUUACAAGAACCGUACUGUCAAACGCAAGGAUCUUGACACAGAGCUUCGACUGCUGGCCUGCUUCCAUAGCAGCCGCAAUAUUCCUACUAUGAUCAACCUUGUGGAGUGUUCCCGAGGAACACGGCAGCGAGGACGCCUCUGCGUGUAUGCCAUGCACCUCAUGGAACUUUCAGAGCGAUCAUCUGCAAUUUCAAUGGUUCAUAAAGCCCGCAAAAAUGGACUCCCUUUUUGGAACAAGAAACGUGAUGAUAGAGAUCAAAUGGUGAUUGCUUUUGAAGCUUAUCAGCAACUCAGCAGUGUCACCAUCCGUCCCAUGACUGCCAUCUCUGCUCUCAACACUAUCUACGAGGACAUCUGCACCAGCGCACACCAAAAGCGUGCUGCCAUGAUUCUCCUCCCAUUCCACAAGCACCAGAGAGUGGACGGAAGCUUGGAGUCUUUGGGGCAUUCGCUGCAGGAGGUAAACCAGCGCGUCCUCCGUCAUUCUCCAUGUUCUGUUGGUAUUCUCAUUGACCGUGGCUUCGGAGGCACCACCCAAGUCUCGGCCAGUGAUGUGUCCUCCAAGAUUGUAGUCCCUUUCUUUGGAGGUAGUGACGACAUGGAAGCUCUAGCCUACGGGAUGAGAAUGGCGGAGCACCCUGGAAUCAUGCUUACGGUCCUUAAGUUUGUGCCCGCAUCAGGGAAGACGCUAUUGACAUUAGAAGGCCACGAUACCAAUGUGAACAGGGUUGAGAAUGACAAAAAUUCUAACAGCCAGGCUGAUAGCGAGAUCUUCUUCUCUGAAUUCGUCCAGCAUGCUGCCAAACAGCUGCAAGAUUCAGUGACACAUGAGGAAAGAGUGGUAGAGAGUAAGGCAGACGUUGUUGCAGCAUUGAAAUCAAUGAGCAAGAGCAAUCUCUUCAUGGUAGGAAGAAUGCCACCCAUAGCUCCUCUGUUGAUCUCAACCGACACUCCAGAACUGGGUCCUGUUGGAAGCAUUUUGGCAUCCUCCAACUUCUCCAAUACAGCAUCCGUUUUGGUGAUCCAACACUAUUAUCCAAAUGGAAAUCUUCAUCCGUUCGUUGAGGAAGAAGAAAACAAAGUCACGGAUGAUGGCACAGAUACACUGGUUUAGUUGACAUAUAUUGCUAUACAAGACAUCAGCCUAUGAAUAUCCGUUCAGAACAGCCUCUUCAUUAAUUUUUUUUUUUCAC
Populus euphratica (Euphrates poplar) is the source of this 2156-nucleotide messenger RNA. RefSeq names its product cation/H(+) antiporter 19-like. Gene Ontology annotation, biological process: regulation of pH; proton transmembrane transport. The record is from RefSeq and is a predicted model, not a curated record. Gene Ontology annotation, molecular function: antiporter activity. Lineage: Eukaryota; Viridiplantae; Streptophyta; Magnoliopsida; Malpighiales; Salicaceae. Gene Ontology annotation, cellular component: endomembrane system; membrane. The transcript has 3 exons. Bases 2 to 2077 code for a protein of 691 amino acids.